AACCAGCUCAGCCAAUCAGAGCUCCAGUUGUCCCUCCUACUCACAAUGGGCAUGGGGGUGAAGGGAAGUGUUUAUUAGGGGUACGUGUGAAGCCGUCCAGAAGUGUCAGUCUUUGUAGCUUUGAAAGUCACCUAGGUUAUUUGGGCAUGCUCUCCUGAGUCCUCUGCUAGUUAAGCUCUCUGAAGAGAAGGUGGCAGACCCGGUUUGCUGAUCGCCCCAGGGAUCAGGAGGUAAGCACCAUAGAGGAGCUGGGUUAGAGACGAGCGACUUAACCAUUUCUCUGCCGAAAAAGACAACUGAGGAAAGGCCAGCCAUGCUGUGCACACCUCUGAGAAUCUGAACCUGCAAACAUGGACAUCAGCUCUGAAAGGAUGGGUUCAUUUCUCUUUUACUCACUUUAGCCUUGUCCUCUGUUGUCUCUGAGCUGGUGUUCCUUAAGCUUCGGCUUCCUUUGGGGUUUGUCUAUCAGCCUAUUUAUAAGGCUGACUUUUAUGCCAAUAGCAAAUACAAGCAUUUUUUAAGUUAACAGAUAUUAUGAAGUAAAAUGCAAGUUUUUCAUUUAUAAGGCAACAUAACUUCAGAGAAAAAACUGAGUCAAUCAUAUUAAAUGUGAUUAAAAUGUGAUUGUUAUUAUAUAAGAGGGUUAUAGGAAGAUUAGCGUCUUAUGGACAAGUAGAAAAAUAGGAAUCAUGCCAAGCUGAUUGUCACAGUAGAUAUUCAACAAAGGUAGUGUCCUUCCUUGCUAUCAUCAGUAGGAUGGGGGCAUUUGGAUGGCUUUAUCAUUGCAAAUAUUUUUAAUGUAUUCCUUAUUUUGAAAAUGGUCCUGAUAAUGGUUUUAAUUUUCACUCAUGAACUCCACAUGUAUAAGUAGAGUUUCUCCAGCGCUUAUCAACAUAUAGGAAAAAACAUUAUAAGGCCAUUAACAGUGAUAGUUUAGAAUUUAUUAACAUUGACUCUACUGAUGGGGGUAUUCAAGCUUCCCUAAAAUUCACAAUCAGUUAUUUUCAGCUCAUAAACAUCUUUUCCUGUUCUUUGGCUUAUUUCUUCCACUGUAUAUGUUGCUGCUCUGGAAGUCAUUAAUUGCUAAUAAUGUCAAACAUCUUUUUUAUGUUUAUUGGAUAUUUGAGCAAAUUGCUCAUUCACAUCUUUUGCACACUUUUCAAAUAGACUGUUUAUUGUUUUCUUAUUGAUACAUGGUUCUCCAUGUAUUCCGAAAGCAAAACCUCUAUUAGCUAUAUAUAUGUAGCAGGUAUCUGCCCAGUUUUUGCCUUGUAUAAUCACUUUGUUUAGUGUGUGUGUGUGCAUGCAUGUGUGUGUUUCCUACAAAGAAACUGAGAAUGUGCAUGCAAUCAGGUUUGACAAAGUUUUUUUUUUUUUUUUUUUUUUCUGGCUUGUCCUUUUUGUGCCUUAUUUAAGGAACCUCCUUCUACUUCAAUGUAUUGAGAAAUUCUGUGUUUUAUUCAACAUCAUUACUAUUCUAUUUAGAUAAUUAAUCCAGCCAGAUAUAUAUUUUGUGUAUGAUAUAAAAGAAAGGCUGAAUAUAUCAUUCCCUGUGUAUUGUCAUUUGUCUGAACACUUUUUAUAGUUGGCCAUUCUUUCCUUGUGAUUUUUAAUGCCACUUUGAUUAUAUACCACGCUUUAAUUUACAUGUGGUCCUGUUUCCACACUCUAUUUAUUAGUUCAUUUUUUUCUAUGCCACUGCCAUACUGAUUUAAUAAUUAUACAUUUGUAGUAAGUAUUGAUACCUAGUAGUAGAGAUAGUACAUCCUAAUAAACAUAUUCAACUUGUUUUGCAGGUUUUUGUCUUUAUUUUUUUCAUUUAGGUUUUAGGAUCAUUCUGAUAAGUUCUAUGAAAAACCCUUUGAGAUUUUGGAUAGGAGUUUAUAGAUUAAUUUGACAACAUUGCUGUCUUCAUUUUAUCAAAUCUUCCCAUUUAAAAUAUCAGACAUACACCCACUUAAGUAGGUCUUUUAAAUCUCCCAAUAAAGUUUUAUAAGGUUCCCUUUAAAACUCUUAAAUAUAUUGUAUUAGAUGUUCUUAUGUACUUUGUAGUUUUGUUGCUAUUGGAAAUUACUUUUUUUAUGUAAUUUUUUUUCUCUCUUGGAGUGGUGCUGAAAUAAAGGAAUGCAUUUCUGCAUAUUAAUCUUAUAGUUAUAAACUGUUGAAUUAUUAUUUAUAAUGUUUUGUGAAUUAUUUUGGAUACUAUACAUAAACAACUAUAUUACUACAAUGUGAUUUUGGCAACAAGAUAGAAAAAUAGAUUGGUGGACAGAAUAAAGAAUCCAGAAAUAGAUUCACUCAUAUUUGGACAACUGAUUUUUGCAAAGGUAAAAAAAAAUCAUUAAAAAUGAUAGUCUUUUUAACAUAUGAUUCUGGGAAAAUUCAUAUUCAUAUGAAAAAUAAAUGAACUUUGAAUCAUCGCUUAUAUCAUAUACAAAUUAACUCAAAACAGUACAUACACCCAAAUGUGAAAUGAUCAAACCAUAAAAUUCUUAGAGGAAAACAUAAAAUCUUCUAAUCUUGAGAUUGGAAAAGAUUUCUUAAAUAAGACACUGAAAGCAUGAUCCAUGAAAGAACAGAUUGAUUAAUUGCACUUCAUCAGGUAUAUGUAUAUGCCAAAAUUUAUCAGAUUGUAUACUUUCAAUGUAUGCACCGUGUUGUAUGCCAGUUAUGCCUCGAUAAAUCUAUUUUAAAAAUAACAGGAAAAUGUAUCCUGUUUCCUUUUUGUUGUUGUUGUUGUUGUUGUUGUUUUGAGAUGAAGUUUCGCUCAUGUUGCCCAGGCUGGAGUGCAAUGGCGCAAUCUUGGCUCACAGCAACCUCCACCUCCCAGGCUGAGGCACAAGAAUCACUUGAACCUGGGAGGCAGAGGUUGCAGUGAGCUGAGAUCAUGCCCCUGCACUCCUGCCUGAGCAACAACAGUGAGACCCUGUCUCAAACAACAAUAACAACAAAACACAAAGUAUGCUUCUUGCAUGCUAUACAAAAAGGCAAUUAAGUUCCUUCACAGCUCUAAAAUUCUAUCCACGGACAUACUUAGGCCACUUUUGAAUGUGGGAAAUUUUUGUGUGUCCAUGCUAUUUCUAUUAUUUUAGGAAAACAGUUUUUGUUUUAUUUUUUGAACAAUUAAUCUGUCAUUCUUGGUUAAGUGAUCCUUCUCCAUUGCCAUUGCAUGUCUGCAUGUAGAGUGCUAUAUGCUAUUCUACUCGACCUCACCUCAUGGAAGGUAGAAGAUACCUGGAGAAUCUUUAAUGAAGACAGAGGCAAUAAUUAGUAGACAGGAGAAGCUUUUGUAUGAAGCAAGAUGAGAAAAUGUAAGGACACAUAAGUGUAGAAAAAGGAAGCUAAGAGAAAAUGUGAUCAAAGUCCACAAAAGUCCUGCAAGAUUAAAAUAAAAUGCUGAAAAUGAUCAAUGAAAUAAUCAGUAACAAUGUGCACCUGAUUAUUAAGGCAAAUGAGAGUUUUAUAAUUGGCAGACAAGCUUGUCCACAAAUACUGCUUUGGCACCACAGUGUGUGAGAUGAAAUAUGGCUGAUGUGAUGUGGUAGAAUGGUAGGUUGAUUCCUUCGGCCUCCCUUGAUGCUGUUUUCUCUCUGAUGCUGUGAACAUAGAAGAGAGACUUUAUCUGCAUACCUUUCUGAAACCAAUUUCAUGGAACUAACUUACCAUUGGAAGGUUAGUUUAACUUCUUCCUAGUGCAGAGAUCCUGCUACAAUAUCCUUUUCAGACAGUCAACCACUUUCUGAUCUUUGAAAGGUAAUGACAGAGUAUCUACUACCUCAUAAGACAGUUCAUUCUACUCUUAACUCUAAUAAUUAAAUCGUUUCUCUUUUCAGUAAAAUCAAAGUGAUUGCCUUGCUAUUUCAGUCCAGAAUUGUUCAAAUUCUAUCAGAAAUAACAUCUAAUAAUUUCCCAGGCCCUCUUCUGCCUGAGAGUGCCUUAAGUCAUCAAACAUGGCCAUCUUGUUACAUGGUCUUUUUAAAAAUCAGGAGUAGGAGUUGGCUUUUCACAAUAACAUAUAACCUGACCAUAGACGUGGAGGUGCCCAGCCAGAGUAUAUGACUGCAUUUUGUAGGCAUUAGUGAGUAGCCAACAUGCCACCCAUCCAUCCAUUUCUUCAUCCAUUCAGUAAAUAUCCAUUGAAUUGCUAAUAGGUACAAGGAAAGCUUUUAGGUUCUUAUGAUAAAACAAGGUGUUAAAAACAAAUCCAAAUUUUGUACAGUUUAUACUCUAAAGGGAAAGCAGAUAUUUUUCUUACAGGCAAAUUAACGAAUGUAAUUAACUGAGACAAAUGCUCUGAUGGAAAGGAAGACGGUUCUUCAGCAGCAUGUGUCAAAGGAGCAUUAACAUAAGCCAGGAGUUAGAGUUGGUGUUGGUCAAAGCAGAUUCCAUGGGGAAGUGACUUGCACUAAGCUGUGAAAAAUGCAUAGGAGUUAAAGGUACCUUCAGUCAGAGGGAACACUGUGUGAAAAUCCCUAUGACAGCAGGUGUUCACUUGCUUGAGGACUGAAAGAAGGCCAGUAUGGCUGGAAUACAGAGAAUUUUCAGAGGGCAGGAUGGGGUCCCCUCGAUAGAAGGACAAUGCAAGGCCUUGUAGAACAUAAUUAGAAAUCUGUGGCCAGGCGCGGUGGCUCACGCCUGUAAUCCCAACACUUUGGGAGGCCGAGGUGGGCGCAUCACGGGGUGAGGAGUUCCAGACCAGCCUUACCAACAUGGUGAAACCCCGUCUUUACUGAAAAAGUACAAAAAUUAGUCAGGCGUGGUGGCAUGAGCCUGUAAUCCCAGCUACUCAGGAGGCUGAGGCAGGAGAAUCACUUGAACCCAGGAGGCGGAGGUUGCAGUGAGCCAAGAUUGCGCCAAUGCACUCCAGCUUGGGUGACAGAGUGAGACUCCUUCUCAAAAAAAAAAGAAAGAAAUCAGUCCUUGUUUCAUAGCAGCAGUUUAUUCAUUUUCACUACUACAUAAGAUUCCAUUUAAUUGAUAAUUACAUAUACACAUAAACUCAUAUAUAUAUAUAGAGAGAGAGAAUUGGUAUAUUUUUUAUUGUUAUUUUAGUCAUUGGAGGCCAUUAUGAAUAAUGCUGCUAUGAAUAUUUAUGUACAUUAUAAGCCUUAUGUACUUAUCUUUGUAUGUUUGUAUUUGUAUGUGUGUUUCUUUUGACUGUACACCUGUGAAUGGAAUUACUGGAUGUUAAGGUAAGUAGAUAUUGAAUUUUAAUAAAUAGUGUCCCAAACCAUUUUCCAAAGUGUUAUACCAAUUUAAGAUGACUACUACUUCAUAGUUUUUGCUUCUUGUCUUUUUUUUUUUUUUUUUUUUUGAGACAGACAGGGUCUCACUGUGUCAUCCAAGCUGGAGUACAGUGGUGCGAUCAUGACUCACUGCAGCUUUGAACUCCUGGGCUUAAGUUAUCCUCCUGCCUCAACCUCCCAAGUAGCUGGGACUAAAAACAUGUGCCAUUACACCUGGCUAAUUUUGAAAAUAUUUUUUGUAAAGAUAGAGUCUCCCUAUGUUGACUAAGCUGGUCUCAAACUCCUGGCCUCAAGCGAUCCUCCAGCCUUGGCCUCCCAAAGUGCUGGGAUUACAGGUGUCUGUGCCAGGUCCAGUUUCUUUCAUUUUAAAAUAAGAUUUUUUUUUUAAGAAAAAUUAUCUGUUCUUGAGGAUAUCUUAAUAUGGUUUUAGUAUUUAUUCCUGGUGACAUUUGAAAAUGUGCAUUGCUCAUAUGUUUAUAUGCUUAUGGGCCAUGUCUUUCAUUUUUUAAUCAGUUGAUAAGAAAUACAAAUCGGUAACAAAACCAAAGCCACUAAGUCAAGCUGAAAUGAGUCCUGCUGCAUCUGCAGCCAUCAGAAAUGAUGUCACAAAGCAACGUGCUGCACCAAAAGUCUCUCCUCAUGUUAAGCCUGAACAUAAACAGAUGGUGGCCCAGCAGGAAUCUAUCAGAGAAGGGUUUCAGAAAGGCUGUUUGCCAGUUAUGGUACUGAAAGCAAAGAAGCCCUUCACGUUUGAGACCCAAGAAGGCAAGCAGGAGAUGUUUCAUGCUACAGUCGCUACAGAAAAGGAAUUCUUCUUUGUAAAAGUUUUUAAUACACUGCUGAAAGAUAAAUUCAUUCCAAAGAGAAUAAUCAUAAUAUCAAGAUAUUAUCGGCACAGUGGUUUCUUAGAGGUCAAUAGCGCCUCACGUGUGUUAGAUGCUGAAUCUGACCAAAAGGUUAAUGUCCCGCUGAACAUUAUCAGAAAAGCUGGUGAAACCCCAAAGAUCAAUACGCUUCAAACUCAGCCCCUUGGAACAAUUGUGAAUGGUUUGUUUGUAGUCCAGAAGGUAACAGAAAAGAAGAAAAAUGUAUUAUUUGACCUAAGUGACAACACUGGGAAAAUGGAAGUACUGGUGGUUAGAAAUGAGGACACAAUGAAAUGUAAGGAAGGAGAUAAGGUUCGACUUACAUUCUUCACCCUGUCAAAAAAUGGAGAAAAACUACAGCUGACAUCUGGAGUUCAUAGCACCAUAAAGGUUAUUAAGGCCAAAAAAAAAACAUAGAGAAAUAAAAAGGACCAAUUCAAGCCAACUGGUCUAAGCAGCAUUUAAUUGAAGAAUACGUGAUACAGCCUCUUCAAUCAGAUUGUAAGUUACCUGACAGCUGCAGUUCACAGGCUCCUCUCUCUACCAAAUUAGGAUAGGAUAAUUGCUGGAUAAACAAAUUCAGAAUAUCAACAGAUGAUCACAAUAAACAUCUGUUUCUCAUUCA
Messenger RNA from Pongo pygmaeus (Bornean orangutan), 6737 nucleotides. RefSeq names its product absent in melanoma 2 (gene AIM2). The record is from RefSeq and is a predicted model, not a curated record. Gene Ontology annotation, cellular component: cytosol; nucleoplasm; AIM2 inflammasome complex. NCBI's taxonomy places the organism in Eukaryota, Metazoa, Chordata, Mammalia, Primates, Hominidae. The coding region runs from base 5813 to 6529 and encodes 238 amino acids. The transcript is spliced from 5 exons. Gene Ontology annotation, molecular function: double-stranded DNA binding. Gene Ontology annotation, biological process: cellular response to interferon-beta; activation of innate immune response.